CUGAAGCAAGAUGGGUCAAAGUCAGAGUGGUGAUCAUGGCCCUGGAGGUGGCAAGAAGGAUGACAAGGACAAGAAAAAGAAAUACAAACCUCCUGCACCAACUAGAGUGGGGAAAAAGAAGAAAACAAAGGGACCAGAUGCUGCCAGCAAGCUGCCACUGGUGACACCUCACAGUCAGUGCCUGUUAAAAUUACCAAAGUUAGAGAGAAUUAAAGACUAUCUUCUCAUGGAGGAAGAAUUCAUUAGAAACCAGGAACAAAUGAAGCCUUUAGAAGAAAAGCGAGAGGAGGAAAGAUCAAAGGUGGAUGAUCCGAGAGGGACCCCAAUGUCAGUAGGAAUGUUGGAAGAGAUCAUUGAUGACAAUCAUGCCAUUAUGUCCACACCUGUGGGCUCAGAACUCUACAUCAGCAUUCUUUCCUUUGUAGACAAGGAUCUGCUGGAACCAGGCUGCUCAGUCCUGCUCAGACACAAGGUUCAUGCUGUCAUAGAGGUGUUCAGGGAUGACACAGAGCCCUUGGUCACAGCAAUGACGGUAGAGAAGACCUCCCAGGAAAUCUAUGCAGAUGGGGGGUUGGACAACCAAAUUCAGGAAAUUAAGGAAUCUGUGGAGCUUCUUCUCACUCAUCCUGAAUAUUAUGAAAACAUGGAUAUAACCUCCAAAGGGGUCAUUCUCUAUGGUCCACUUGGCACAGGUAAAACCUUAUUAGCCAAAGCAGUAGCAAACCAAACCACAGCCAGUUUCUUAAGAAUUCUUGGGAAUUUAUGCAGGAGACAUUUUCUCUUUGUCCUUAGCUCCUUUUCUGUCAGACACCAAGAUGGCACAGGGGCUGGGGUGCUUGGUGAGCUCCACAGUUCUGUAAAUCGGCACCGCAGUGAGCUGUGUGAGAAGCUCAGUCUGCAAGCUGAUUUGCCAAUUUGUGCAGAAACUACUCCUUCCAACAUGCCUAGCCCUUCUUAG
Messenger RNA from Lynx canadensis (Canada lynx), 958 nucleotides. Its product is annotated as 26S proteasome regulatory subunit 4-like. Gene Ontology annotation, biological process: proteasome-mediated ubiquitin-dependent protein catabolic process. Gene Ontology annotation, molecular function: proteasome-activating activity; ATP hydrolysis activity; ATP binding. Gene Ontology annotation, cellular component: proteasome regulatory particle, base subcomplex. The record is from RefSeq and is a predicted model, not a curated record. NCBI's taxonomy places the organism in Eukaryota, Metazoa, Chordata, Mammalia, Carnivora, Felidae.